Propithecus coquereli (Coquerel's sifaka) is the source of this 2026-nucleotide messenger RNA. RefSeq names its product DBF4 zinc finger B (gene DBF4B). Gene Ontology annotation, biological process: regulation of cell cycle phase transition; positive regulation of nuclear cell cycle DNA replication. The transcript is spliced from 13 exons. Gene Ontology annotation, molecular function: protein serine/threonine kinase activator activity; zinc ion binding; nucleic acid binding. The coding region runs from base 32 to 2026 and encodes 664 amino acids. Gene Ontology annotation, cellular component: nucleus; Dbf4-dependent protein kinase complex. Lineage: Eukaryota; Metazoa; Chordata; Mammalia; Primates; Indriidae. The record is from RefSeq and is a predicted model, not a curated record.
AAUUUGAUGAGCGAGCCGGGAAAGGCUACGGAUGCCGGGAAGGGGAGAACUGGGAGAUUACCUCGAGCUGGAGAGUUCCAUGGCUGAAAGUAGGCUCCGGGCUCCAGACCUAGGAGUUUCCAGUUGCCUGGAAAAAUGCCACAGGAGCUCACCAGGUGCUGGGAGGCAGCCCUUUUCCGGAAAGUCCUUUUACUUGGAUCUGCCUGCUGGCAAGAAUCUCCAGUUUUUGACAGAGGCUAUUCAGCAUCUGGGUGGGGUAAUUGAGGGUUUUCUGAGCAAAGAAAUAAGUUACAUCGUGUCCAGCCGCAGAGAAGCAAAAGCAGAGAGUGGUGGGACAAGCCACAGAGCCUGCCCCAGCCCUAGCCCCAGUGAAGUCAGAGUGGAACCAUCAGCCAUAGCCCAUCCAAGAGGCAGCCACACCAGGCCUUCACAAAAAUCUGUAGACUUGGUGCCUAUGAGCAGAGGGAAGGAGCUGCUACAGAAGGCCAUCAGGACCCAGGGGAGCAGCAGUGGAGGAGGUAGUGGGAGCAGCGGCAACCUCCUGACCAACGCCCGCUCCUGGGGAGUGAGGAUUCUACACGUGGACGAAAUGAUGAUGCACGUGCAGCAGCUGUCUCUUGGUCCUUUAUGUGUGAAGAAACAAAAGCCGAAGAAACCAGAGGGAACAUGUCCAGCAGCAGAGUCAAGAACACGGAAAGUGGCCAGACUGAAGGCACCAUUCCUCAAAAUCGAAGAUGAGAGCAGGAAGUUUCGUCCUUUCCAUCAUCAGUUUAAAUCCUUUCCUGAAAUUUCUUUUCUGGGACCCAAAGAUGCAAGUCCCUUCGAGGCCCUGACGACCCGAGGCAGCGCACACCAUACCAGAGAACCCAAGGACCGAGAGCCAAGCCUGCGAUCAGCCGCCCGCACCGUGCCCAGGAGGAAGAAAGGGUACUGCGAGUGCUGCCAAGAGGCCUUUGAGGAGCUCCAUGUGCAUCUUCAGAGCGCCCGGCACCGGGGCUUUGCCCUGGAAGCCCAUCCAUAUGCAGAAGUUGAUCGGAUCAUCGCCCAGCUCAGCCACAGCUUCCAGGCCAGCCUCCCCAGGCGGUCAGGUUCCCCAGCUUCUGAUUGUGACUCUCUCCAUCCUGAGACUCUACCCGCCAGCCAGCCCUCCCAUCCCGGGGCAGCGUCUCCCAGGAUGAAGAGCAAAGACAGCUGCCAGACACCAAGCACCCCAGAGCGGGAGAGGACAGUGGGCAGCAUGAAGGCACCGGCUGAACCUGCAGGGAUGGACAAGGUGCCUGGACAAGCAGCAAGCUGCCAGGAGCUAGGGGGGUCAGUCGAUGUGUUUGUGGACCCCCCAGGGACACCAGUGCCCAGGAGCCCUGCUCACCAGCGCCUCCUGACCAGCUCCAGUUUUACAGACCUCUCUUCUGGCCCAGACCUGGCACUUAUUGGCCACAAGCGAAAGGUUGAGUUCCCCAGUGGCAAUGCCGAGAAGAAACCGGGGGCCUCAUUUUUUGUCCCAAGAGCCCCCAGCCCCUGCGGCACCAGGACAACCAGUGGUGGGCAUCUUCCAUCCCUCUUGCUUCCAAGCCAUGAGUCCAGGCCCCUGGCCUCCCUCCUGACCUUGUGCCACCCACAGACUGGCCUUUCCCUCCCACACUCUUUGCCCUGGCAGCCCACAGACAGACCAGCAGAGUUCUGGGCCACACAGCCUCCCUGGCCUGGGGGAGGCUGGCCCCCAGGGUCUGAGGAUUCUGAGUGCGCAGCCCCUGGCCCUGUAUCCCAGCAGACUGGCCAGCUCCCCAGCUGCCCUGCAGCUCCCAGCCAGCCAUCAGCCCACCUGUACUCAGCUGCCAGCACACAGCCCCAAGGGGGGCCCACAGAGGGUGAAUCUACCUCUCUCCCCCACCCUAUGCCAGCCAGUGGGGGAGACAGCUGCUCCCGGUGGCUCCGGGCCCCCCAGCCUCUCCAAGUGCCCUGCCUCCCUGUCUCCCAGCCGCAGCCCCGACCCCAGCCCAAUGCAGGCAGAGAGCUGUUCCUAUGA